Messenger RNA from Colossoma macropomum (tambaqui), 3971 nucleotides. It is a transcript of the gene mocos, whose product is annotated as molybdenum cofactor sulfurase. Gene Ontology annotation, biological process: Mo-molybdopterin cofactor biosynthetic process. NCBI's taxonomy places the organism in Eukaryota, Metazoa, Chordata, Actinopteri, Characiformes, Serrasalmidae. Bases 255 to 2813 code for a protein of 852 amino acids. Gene Ontology annotation, molecular function: pyridoxal phosphate binding; molybdenum cofactor sulfurtransferase activity; molybdenum ion binding. The transcript is spliced from 15 exons. The record is from RefSeq and is a predicted model, not a curated record.
GCAGAUACGGCUGCGGGCCUCAUGCCUGAUUCACCUAAUAAAUCAUUUCAGGGUAAAAUCAGUCGGACAUGCUACAAGAGAGGUACGGCAGCGAAACUAAAGUGAGUCAUAUCCUCUGCAUUUUCUGGUUUUCUGACGACAGCGUCCACUCUCCCCCGGAUGCAUGGACUUAGGACUCGGACACUGCAGCCUGUCACAGAAGGAAAUGAAAAGUUUAACAACGAAAAUGUCAGCCAGUUUGACAUUUGGAAAUAAUGGAGUCAUAUUCGAGUGAAUUCGCUGGUCUGUGCACGUUUGAGAGUUUUAAGAGAAUCUGGCCGCAUUACGGUUUUGAUACUGACCAACGAGAACUGAUACAGCGCGAAUUCACCAGGAUUAAAGACAUUACGUACCUUGAUCAUGCGGGGACAACGCUCUUUCCCGAAUCCCAGAUCAGGAAAUUUUAUGAGGAUAUAUCCAGGAAUGUGUAUGGCAACCCUCACAGCCACAAUCCCAGCAGCAGGCUGACCCACGACACAGUGGAAAGUGUCCGGUACAGGAUACUGGAGCACUUUAACACCAGCCCUGAGGAGUACUCUGUAAUCUUCACCGCUGGCUGCACUGCUGCACUUAAACUAGUGGCUGACUCCUUCCCGUGGGUGUCUGCUCAUGGCAAUUGCUCAGGAAGUCAGUUCUGCUACCUCACUGACAACCACACCUCUGUGGUGGGCAUCCGUGGGGCGACUGGCCCUAAAGGAGUCGAAACAGUGCCUGUGUCACCUCAGGAAGUAGAAGCAAGGGUCGAAAAUAAUCAAGCGUCUGUCAGUACAGGGCAUGAAUGCUCAGUGCCCCAUCUUUUCUGUUACCCUGCCCAGAGCAACUUCUCAGGGCGGAAGUAUCCACUGAGCUAUGUGAGAGGGAUUCAGUCUCGGCGGCUCUUCCCAGCGUGUGAGCGCAGAGGCCGAUGGUUUGUUCUGCUGGAUGCUGCCUGUUUCGUUGGCUGCUCACCACUAGACCUGAAGCAGCACCCUGCUGAUUUCGUGCCCAUCUCUUUUUAUAAAAUGUUUGGCUUCCCCACUGGACUUGGGGCCUUGCUGGUAAGGAAUGAGGCAGCUGAGCUGUUGAGAAAGGGCUAUUUUGGAGGAGGGACGGCAGCAGCUUAUCUGGUGGGAGAGGACUAUUUUGUACCAAAGUCAAACAUAGUCAGCAGAUUUGAAGAUGGCACCAUUUCGUUCCUUGAUGUUAUUUCCCUCCAUCAUGGUUUUGACACCCUUCACAAACUCACUGGUAGCAUGGUGAACAUUCAGCUGCACACAUUUGGUUUAGCUCGUUACACCUACAUUAUGCUUUCAUGCCUGCGCCAUAGCAAUGGACAGCCUGUGGCUCAAAUCUACUGUGACAAUGAGUUUGAGAGUGCAGCUGACCAGGGAGCUGUCCUCAGCUUCAACCUGCUGGACUGCCAUGGCCGAGUGGUGGGAUAUUCACAGGUGGACAAAAUGGCUUGUCUGUUUAGUAUUCAUAUGCGCACAGGAUGCUUCUGUAACACAGGGGCCUGUCAAGCCCAUCUAGGCAUCAGCAACCAAGAAGUGAAAAGGAACCUACAGGCUGGUCAUGUCUGUGGAGACAACAUUGACAUGGUAGAGGGCCGUCCCACUGGGUCCAUCCGCAUAUCCUUCGGGUACAUGUCCACUUUUGAGGAUUGUCAGAGUUUUCUUAAGUUCGUCGUGAGCUGCUUUGUGGAUAAACCACUAAGACUGGACCAAGAGAGAUUGGCAAGAUUAAGAUCAGCUGCUCCAGCAGAGGCUACAGUUUCAAACGAAUUGACCUCUGUACCCAAUGGGAGAACUGUACCUGAGGGGAAUGACCUGAAUAUCUCUCCUGCUCCUGUCAGAAAGGCCUCAUCAACUGAGGCUGUUUUAAAAACAGAGGGGAACAGUGGGAAGGCCCACACUCUGACCAAUAUCUUUAUAUAUCCCAUUAAAUCAUGUGCUGCAUUUGAGGUGACAGAGUGGCCCUUGGGGUUGCAGGGGCUUCUGUAUGACCGCACAUGGAUGGUAGUGAAUGAAAAUGGAGUCUGUCUGAGCCAAAAGAGAGAGCCAAAACUGUGUCUCAUCUACCCACACAUCUGUCUAGUCUCCAACACCUUGCGACUGCAAGCCUCAGGCAUGGAUCCCAUCACUCUUCCCCUGGAGGCCAGUGAAGAAAAUCUUGUUCUACGAAAAUGUCAAAGCAAGGUCUGCGGUGACAGAGUACAGGCAGUCGACUGUGGGGAGAGAGUAUCAGUUUGGCUCUCUAAGUUUCUGGGAAAACCUUGCUGUCUGAUUAGACAGAAUCCUGAUUUCUCUCGGGAUAUGAAAAUGGGCCAAGAACAAGGACUCUGUCCCCCUCCCCUCUCUCUGGUAAAUGAGGCUCAGUUUUUGCUGAUUAACAGAGCUAGUGUGGCUCUUCUGCUGGAUCAUAUCGUCAACAAACACGAUAGCUCACAAAAUGGCACAUCAUUCGACAUGCUACAGCUCAUUCACCGUUUCCGGGCCAACCUUGUUAUCUCAGGCCUGGAGCCUUUUGAAGAAGAGGACUGGUCCGAUGUGAAAAUAGGAGGUGCUCUGUUUAAGGUGGCAGGCAGGUGUGGUCGAUGCCAGGUGAUUGGAAUAGACCAGGCCUCUGGUUCUAGGACCCAAGAGCCUCUCAGGUCUCUGUCUGAAUGCCGGAAUGGGAAGGUCACCUUCGGAGUAUACUUGCUUCACAUACCUCAGAGAAACCCUAGUGCAUAUCCAGCAUUAUCUGUUGGGUCCACUGUGAUUGCACAGACAGAAAAAUCAGCAAAUGAAUUUUAAACCAAGAGUAACACAGGAAUCAUUAUUCAUAAAAGCCUUAAUCUGUGUCAGGAAAACUGGCCACAUAAGUCUUACGCCAAUUUUCCACUAGCAGCCAUGGAACCAUGUAGAGUAGGCCGAGCCUCAUUAUAAUUUUAUGUCCACACCUGCAACCAAGCUGUGACACCUUUCACAAGGCUUAAGUUGGUUGGUUGUUUUUUUGUUCUCAAAUUAUAAGCAUCACUCUGAAAUAUAAGUCACACUGAUCCAUGUGACAAUUUUGAAAAAAAAGUUUCAAUAACGGCAUUCACUUUAAUUGUCCCUUAUAAUAGAAAUUGUGGAGGAUAUGCUAACAAUUAUUUUGUCUAAGGAGCCGGUUUAUUGCUGAUUCUAGUGUUUUCCAAUUUCCAAUUAAAUAAUAUGAUACAGGAGCAUAAGUUACAAUUUAGGAUCCAAUUUAUGUUUAAGUCUAUAAUGCAGUGCUCAAACCAACGAAUGUGUAUGUAUUUACAGGACCUGUGAUAUACAGUGGAGAAUUAAAGAUUUUGUUAUCAUCUCCUAAAUGGUAACUUCACAGGAGAAGGAAAAAAUCUACUUUACUUUUAAUUUAGGUCAAUGGAACCAGACAUUUUUUCAAGUCAGUUUGGGCCAUUUCUUUUGGUCCAUUUAUCAUGAAAUUCAUACACAAUGUAAAGGGCAACAGGCACUUUUAAAUUCUGUCAAAAACUGGAAAACGACAAAAUUGGAGACAUGAGGUUUUGUUCCCGACAGCAGUGAUAUAUCAGACAAACAUAACAAGAGAAUAUGCUAAUAUGCUGUGGGAAUGGUGGCAGUGCAGGGCCUUCAGUUUGGGCCAUAAAUUUCUAAUUUCCUGAAGGCCUACAGUCACAUAUUUGGUUAAUUCCACUGUCAAUUCCUAAUUAUGGUGGUUAAUCUGAUUUGUUAGGCCUGCUGUCCAGCUCUUGAAGGCCAACCAGUGGGAACACUUGCCUGGCUGUAUCUACCCUAGACACCAGGGAGAAGAAGAUUCUGAUUGGGCUGUUUUUUGUUGGGCAUUUCAAUAAUUAAACGCUUUUGUUUCCAACCAAAAAUUAACAAUGAAAUAAUAGUAUUACUACAAUACUUGCAGACUUCAAAUGCAACAUAAUGAUUGUAAUAAAUAAAAUCAACUAAACAUUA